Molecule: messenger RNA, 1334 nt
Organism: Patiria miniata (bat star)
Lineage: Eukaryota; Metazoa; Echinodermata; Asteroidea; Valvatida; Asterinidae
Product: transcription elongation factor, mitochondrial-like
Exons: 4
Coding region: 201-1256 (351 amino acids)
Biological process (GO): transcription elongation by mitochondrial RNA polymerase; mitochondrial transcription
Cellular component (GO): mitochondrial nucleoid
Molecular function (GO): DNA polymerase processivity factor activity; nucleic acid binding
Source: RefSeq, a predicted model, not a curated record
UGACACUUAGAGAGCUCCGUAGAAAAAGAAAAUUGUUAAAGAGCGCCACCAAACCUUUUCUGAGACAGAGGGCGCUCUUGUAAACAACUACACGUGCAACUUUCAUUACUCUCCGAUCGUGGAAAUUCUGUUCCGGGUUGCACACAUUCUUAAUCCUCCAUGGUUAUUGUUAGAAAAGUGAAGUGUUUCUUAACAACAUAAUGUCAAGUUUUGCCAAACUUUGCUGUCGGUUGCGGUUCUCAGCGCAGGUAACAUGCUCUCGCUCAGUAAGAAGAUUAUGCCAAGGGGCCUCAAACUCAAAGGAUGGAGUGUUGCUCUCAGGAAAGUCAGAUCUCAGCAACGUUGGUAAAUCUGAUGAUGACGAAGACUCAACAAAAAUUGUCCAACUCGUCAACACAGCCUCAGAGAAGGACCUCGCAGCAAUGAAGCACGUGUCCCCAAAUAUUGCUACCUGUAUAGUGUCGCACCGCGAAGCGAACGGGCCCUUCGCGGAGGUGAGGGAGCUGUUGAAAGUUCCCGGGAUCGGCCGACAGACACUGCAGAGGAUUUGCAGGGGAAUCCUGAAGCCUCCGCUUCAGGUGGACGUAAGUGGCAACGGAGCCACGACCGAAGCACAGCAAGCUGGAAUCGCUGCAAGCAGGAUUGAGUCCCUGCAAGACAUAGUGGCAGUAGACGUUGGUCUGAGGCACCUUAGCUGGGUGUACAUGACCAGGGACAGACAGGUGUGGCAAUGGCGAGUCAAGGACAUCGUAGAUAUCAAGGCAGGCAAAUGGGACCCCCCAGCCUACCACAAAAUGGUCACAGACGCCAUCGCUGAAAUGCCCAACCCAGACCUCUAUGUCCUGGAGCACCAACCUUACGUCAACGCUAACAAGGCCACUUAUCAGAUGCUCCUCUUCCAACGCACUCUACAGAGCAUGUUAUUUACAGCCCUGAACCACGACCAAAAAGAAACCGGUACCCCGCACGUGAUCUCUAUGCUGCAUACGCAGGUCGGGCGCCACUUUGGCUUGCAGGUCGGAGGCACGCGCAUGAGCGGGCAGGACGUCGUGGCGAAAAUCUUACGCGAGGAGGCGGAGAGAGAGGAUGAAAAUGACGAGGAUUUGCCGGCCAGACUGAGCUGGGAGGACGCGGAGACGUUCCACUCCGCGACCAAGCAUGAGAAAGAGCACCUGGCCAACUGCUUGUUACAGGCGAUUGCUUUUUACGACUUGGUCGUGGACAGGGUAGAAACAGAUCGAGCUAAAAUUCCCUGAAGUUUGUAAAUAUCGAGACUUUUAAGACUUGAUUAAGAUUUUCUGGACAUUUUUGGCAUUGCUACCCCUGAUUGGUAG